Molecule: messenger RNA, 831 nt
Organism: Laccaria bicolor S238N-H82
Lineage: Eukaryota; Fungi; Basidiomycota; Agaricomycetes; Agaricales; Hydnangiaceae
Exons: 14
Coding region: 1-831 (276 amino acids)
Source: RefSeq, a predicted model, not a curated record
AUGAACCUCGCCGAGACAACAGUUGGUCCUAUUCUACUUGGCAUUUUUGGUGAGGAAUUCUUAGCAGAGGUAUUCAACGACACACUAUGGAUUAGCGUUUCGUUGAUGUACCUCGCCUGGGCAUACACCAUGCAAGACACUCGUAGGAUCCCGAUGUAUUUACUGAAACCAUUCUGGCCAUACAUCUCAUCGGCAUUCGUGACGACCGUUACGGCUUGCUUGACGCAAAUAUAUUUAGCGGAUAGAAUUCUACGCAUCAAGAAGAGCGUCAGACUGUACAUCCUCGUGUUAAUUCUAUCUGCAUGCGCGUUUAUCGCUGGGAUCGUGUUCGCUGUCAAAGCAUGUCUUAGCAGAAUGUACGGCUGUUCAAAAUAUUCCGGCUACCCUCUAACACCCCCAUGGCGAUGGAUAACCAGGACGGGGUCCCAGAGAUCGGAUAAAGUCAUUAAACGACUUAUGCAGACGACGAUUCAGUCGGUGCUCUUCGUCGCGUACCAGGAGGCUCAGUACUGCAGCAUUUUUGGCAUUUCUAUUGGUCGUCUGUAUACCAAUACACUGAUGGACACCCUCCGUUGCCGAAAAAAGCUCCGAGAAAUGCUCACCUUUCCAGGUGAUUCCAUGGAUCUCAUGACCAAGCGCGGAAAUAAAAGCUUUGAGCUUUACGUGCGCAAGGAGAUACUGACGGAUGUUCACGUUGAUGAUUUAGAUUUGUCACCGCCAAAACCUCUGGACGCCUUGAAUUCGGAAACGGCGAGUAGAAAUGAUACGGAGCUCGAGCCCACUUUGAAUUGUACACUCGCCGCCGCCGCCACCGCCAAACCACGUUGGUAA